This is a messenger RNA of Nerophis ophidion (straightnose pipefish), 8295 nucleotides long. RefSeq names its product telomerase-associated protein 1 (gene tep1). The coding region runs from base 143 to 8017 and encodes 2624 amino acids. Gene Ontology annotation, biological process: telomere maintenance via recombination. The transcript has 55 exons. The record is from RefSeq and is a predicted model, not a curated record. NCBI's taxonomy places the organism in Eukaryota, Metazoa, Chordata, Actinopteri, Syngnathiformes, Syngnathidae. Gene Ontology annotation, cellular component: telomerase holoenzyme complex. Gene Ontology annotation, molecular function: telomerase activity; protein binding; telomerase RNA binding.
AGCCAAUCAGUACAUUCGACAGACGCAGCUGGCCGAGUGAGGACAAAUACCGGAAAAGUAGAGAAGUCGACGUUAAAUCGGACAAUCUUCUGUAUCGAAUGACUCAGCAGCGGACAGCACACGUCUAAAGGUUUAUCUUCCAAUGUCUGUCGGAAUGAAGCCGCUGAAUUUGCAAACAAGCAUGGCACCCAGGGAGCCCCGCUUUUCCACAAGUGGGACAAGUUUGACCUCCAACUACGUUCCACCGAGUCUGGAGAACAAGCUGCUUUCGCAGACUUCCCUCUUGAGUUUUACACCCCAGACGUCCUCGUGCAUCUCCUUGCUUCCUUCCAGCCUGACUUCCACCUCCUCCAACCUCCUCUUGUCAUCCCCACUCUCUUUGCCCUUCAUCAGCACCCAGAACAAGCUCCUCGACUCAUCCCAUGUGGCGCAGGCCAACCAUCUGCUCGCCACCUCUAUGCCCCAAAGUGCUCUCCUCUCUCGCUUUUCCCAGCCGCAUUUUUUCGUCCCUUUGGGGGAAGGAGUACAGAGGACAGACGAUGACGCCGGAGAUGAAACAUCUGAAGCUGAGCAGUCCUCUGCUGAAGAAACAAGCAUGCACUAUUCUGAUGAGGAUGACCAAAUGUUUGAAGAGGAAAGUGAGGAGGAUGCAUCCUUAGCUAUGGAGGCUGAUAUCCCAGAACUGGACCACAAAGGCAACCAGGGGGAGAAACCUGUGGUCAGAAAUGAGGAAUUUGCUGAGGUGGUCCAAACGAAGCCGCAGAUUGAGGAGGAGAUCCAGAAUAUAAAGUAUCGCCUGCUGAAUGCGGUGUGUUGCUCCCUGGUCAAUAAGUGCGACCCCCCGGGUCAGAAGGACUGGGACUCUCAGGAGAGCUUGUGGACCACAAUCAUAAACAUGGUCAAGAAUAUUUCUGUGUCCGACCCCCAGUUUGUUCUUAAGGUGGCGCUUUAUGCAAGACAGGAGUUAAACAUCCGCAUCACAGCCAACUUCCUGUUGGCUCUGGCUGCCAACCAGCCCACCUCCAAGUGUCACGUCCGCAGAUACUUCUGUGCCAUCAUCCAGCUGCCGUCCGAUUGGCUGGAAGUGAUUCGCAUCUACAAGACGUGCUUCAGCCGCUCGCUGCCCAUGUGUCUGAAGAAGGCCAUGGCUGACAAGUUCAAAGAGUUCAGCGAGUAUCAGCUGGCCAAGUACAACACGCGCAAACACCGCUGCAAGCACAACCGCAAUAGACACAAAAGAACGAAACCAACUGAGAAGGAGCUGAAAACAUGGGCCAACCUCCUCCGGUCUGAUACAUCUGCUUUAGAGAAAUAUCUAAAGUUGGAUAAGAAGAUUGUGGUGGACAAGAAGCAAAGUGAGUUCAACAUGAAAAAGAUGAUCAAGCUGUUUCACAUUAAAGAGCCAGCUCAGCACGUUAUGGCCGUGCUGGGACGGAAGUAUCCUUCUGACCUGAAGACGUUCAACCGCAGUGGGUUGACGGGUGCUUGGGAGCAUGAGAGGGCGGGACAAAGGAUGAAGCUGAAGGAGGCCGAGACAUGGGAGCGUCUGCUCAGUCUGGAGGGCAACAAUGCCACUACGUGGGAGAAACUCAUUGACAACAAGUCUCUUCCUUUCAUGGCCAUGCUGAGGAACCUGAGGAACAUGAUCAGUAAAGGUAUCAGUCAGACACAUCACCAGAAGGUUCUUAGCAGGCUUAACAAUAAGAAAGCGGUCCUUCAGAGCCGACAGUUUCCUUUCAGGUUCCUGUCUGCCUACAAAGUCAUAAUGGAGCUUCGUGAAAUGGCGUCACCAAAACAUUUCAUCACCAAGAAAAACGAAAUCUUGAAGGAGAUCCUCAAAAAGUUCCCCAAGAGCAAACGCUUCCGUCGCCUGGACUGGGAAACGGCCAACAGGAAGCGGCUGAAGGCGACGCUUGGAGUGCCGUUUGUCUACCAUUUAUACCGCAUGAAGAAGGACCAGCUCCUCAAGGCAAAUCAGAAGCAGUACACUGUUGACUUGUUGGACCGUUAUCGGGAAGCUCUGGAGGAGGCGAUGCAGAUUUCUUGCCGCUACAACAUCCCCCCUCUGCCAGGACGCACCGUCAUUUUGCUCAACACCAACAUGAAUGACAAUUAUUCCUGGAGCCGAAAACUGGACUUCUGCCUUCCUCCUAACUUGAACAAAGACAACAACGAGGAAGAGCAGGACCAAGAGAAUGAUGAGGACGACGAGGAGCAGUACGAAGAGGACGACGAGGAGCAGUACGAAGAGGACGAGGAGCAGGACGAAGAGGACGACGAGGAGCAGGACGAAGAGGACGAGGAGCAGGACGAAGAGGACGAGGAGCAGGACAAAGAGGAGAAAGAUGAAGGCGAAAGGAAGAAGAAGACAAAAGCUAACGAGGACAAGCUCUCCCCUUCGAUGAUGGAGGUGGCCGCCUUGCUCGCUCUGAUGACGGCCAGCAGCUGCGAAGACGUGCACAUUUUAUUGCUGGACUGGAAUCACUGCCACCACGUCCAGCUGACGUCUGAUGUGCUGUUAGAAAAUGUCAGGAGUGUGAUGCAGCAAAUCAAGACGUUAAGAGACGAGACGGACAAGAGGCCUGAAAUCAGCCAUUACUUCCCCACGUUCCUCAAGAAAAACAAGGUGGACACCAUCAUUUCUCUGACUGAGAGUUGGUCCAACAGUGAAGUGGAGUGGGCUAUAAGCAACCACAGGAAGGAAACCAGCAACAAUGUUCUCUUUAUUGAGAUCACCAUGUUAGGACGGGACAAUGAGUGCCUCACAUCCAACAGGAACCAUGUGAAGCUGGCAGGCUUCAGUGAACAAAUGCUGAGGUUUGUGUCUGAGCGAGGGUCAUCAAGGCUGCUAGACCACGUGGAGCACUUGGACAAAGUUUAUGACAUCCCACCACCACAGGGAGCUAAAGACCCUGAACCUACAUGCAGCGUCAUGUCACUUCCUACUACGCCUAAGCUGAAGUGGCGAGAUGUGCGGGUCUUCAUCUCCUCCACCUUCCGAGACAUGCAUGCCGAGCGCGACAUCUUGGUACGUAGCGUUUUCCCGGAGCUCCGGCGCCGUGCUGCGGCACACCGCCUCCAUCUGCAGGAGGUGGAACUGCGUUGGGGUGUGACGGAGGAGGAGACGGGCCGGGCCAUCGAGCUGUGCCUGGCGGAGGUGUGUCGCAGUCAGAUGCUCGUAGGGAUUCUUGGCGAGAGGUACGGCGUUGUACUGCCCAGACCUGUUCUACCUGAUCUUCCGCAGUACAGAUGGCUGGCAGAAGCUCCUAAUGGUCUUUCAGUCACAGAGAUGGAGCUGCGUCAGUUUCAGGCCAUAAAUAGCGAGACUGCAAAAAAGCAAAUGUUUUGCUACUUCAGAGAUCCAAACGCCACAAAAUCGGUGCCUGUGGCUUGGAAGUCUCACUUUUCCCCCGAGUCAAAGGAAGCUGAGUCCAAAUUGGCGUCUUUGAAGCAAUGGCUCCAGGAUGCGGAGGUGAAGGUCACCAAAAAUUACCAGUGUGAGUGGGGUGGCGUUGUCGAAGGGAAGCCGUAUUUAAAGAACCUGGAGGAUUUUGCCAAAGCUGUACUGGAGGACCUCUGGGCGGCUCUUGUGAAACAGUUUGUUGAGGAGGACGAAGAAGUUGAUGUAGCGUCUGAGGUGUUCGAGCAGGAGGUCCACCAGGGGGCGCUGGAGAGGCAGUUUCUCAGCAGGACCAAACUGCUGUCGGCCGCUGUGGAGAUGGUGGAGCAGGUCACAGUAAAAGGCGGGCUGAUGGUGGUGGAGGGAAGGCCUGGACAGGGAAAAACAGUUUUCAUGGCUGCUCUAGCAAAGAGCCUCAAAACUGGAGCUACAUCCAAGAAAAACAUCACGUGUGAUGUCCUUUCAUACUCUACAGCUGCCAGUCCCUCACAUUGCUCCGAGGACAACUUCCUGAGGUGUCUCGUCCGCUGGUUGAGGACGCCAAAAGAGGAGGAUUCAACCUUGCCUCUUUCUUACAAGGAUUUAGUGUUGGAAUUUCACGCCACCCUGAAGGACAUGAAGAGGAGCAAACCUCUCGUGUUGCUUGUGGACGGUGUGGAUCAGCUCAGCUCUGAUUGGAUACCACAGCACCUUCCACACGGUGUUUGUUUGGUCCUGAGUGCCACAUCCAAGUCGGCUCUGUUACAAGUUGUAGCAAAGAAGACAUCCACUUUACUCUUCAGCUUGACCCCGCUCACCAUGACGGAGCGAAGGGAAAUCACCCAGAGAGGACUUGAGGCCUUCGGGAAGAAACUAAGUGACUCUGCCUUCAACAACCAGCUGCAGACGUUGAUAAUGAAGAAAGGUGCAGAAAGUCCUCUCUAUCUAUACAUGGCUUGUGAAGACUUGAGAAACUUUUCCUCUUUUGACAAGCUAAAGGAGAGCCUACAGGAUUUGCCUCAGUCUCUAAACCAAUUGAUCCAGUACAGCCUGGAGAGACUCUGCUCACACUACAGAGACGUGCGAGGACUUCGCUGGGCUCUGGCAGCGCUUACAGUCAGUGCCAUGGGCCUGAGGGAGCGAGACUUCUACUUGCUACUGAGCACGUGCAAUGACCUAUGCUCGCUCAAAGAAGAGUGCACGUGGCAGGAAGUUCUGCGUCUGUGCAAGAUGCCCAAAGGACGCAUUCCCAUGGCCACCUUUACCCGCAUUGUGCAGAGCUUGCGAAGCCUGAUGAGUCCGUCUAACUGCCGCAACACUGACGACCUGCUGUCUUCGUCCAACCUGCUCGUGAAGAAAGCCUUCAAAGACUUUCUCUUGCCAACAGAAGACGACACAAGAAGAGCUCAUCUGGUGUUGGCAGGUCACCUUUGGGUGCUGGCAGACGCUCAGGGCACUGACACCUUUCUUCACUGCGAGGUCGACGCCAUUCAGCACUUGUCUGCUAGUCUGAUACAAAGUGGCAAGCAGGAGGCGCUCCGAUCACUCCUCUCCAGCUAUUAUUUCCUAUACGCUCAUGUACGCCACAACCUGCUGCACCACCUGAUGGACAUUUACAACAUGCUUGGUGACUUGCCGGACGCUUUGAAGGACUGUCAAGAUUUCCUGCAGCGCCACGCGACCGUGCUCGCCUCCUGGCCGACGCUCUUCAUCCAGCAGGCCCUCAACGAGCCCUCAAAUACCCCCGCCCAUGCCUGGGCCCAAGACCUCAUGGGCAGCGGGACCGUGCGAGCAGUGGAGUGGCUCAACAACCAUUUAUUUAAGGAGAGCAGUCAGCUGAUGUCCACCUUCAUGUCGAAGCCCACCUGCUUGGCGAUGAGCUCCGAUGGGGAGAUGGUGGUUGGUACUGGACAGGGAACUCUGCAUUUCAUCAACACAAACACGGGACAGCAAGUGAAGUCUUUAGUCAGCAGCUGUGACGGAAUCUCCACCUGCGUGGUCCUGAAGGACCGGCGUGUUGCUACAACCUCGUUCGAUGGCCAAAUCGAGAUCUGGGACUCUGAGAGUGGAUUCCGUACGGCACUUAAGGGCCACACUAAUGUGAUCACAGCCAGUGACAUAACCUCAGAUGAAAAGCACCUCGCCACGGCGUCCCUGGACUUGACACUGAAGGUGUGGUCUUCAACAAAAGGCCACGAGGUGGCAGCUCUUCCCAGCAGCAGCCCUUUAAACUGUGUGACCUUUGACCCAGAGGACCGCUUGCUUGCUGCCGGCCGUUGGGACGGGAAAGUCGUCGUAUGGCACUGGCUUCAGGAUACAACCCAAACGUUGCUGAGUGGCCACCGACACUCUGUGCGCAGCCUCUCCUUUACGCCGUCCUAUGGCAUGCUGUGCUCCGGUUCCGUGUCUGGCGAGGUGCGCGUGUGGUCUGUGGACCCCUUCUGCUGUGUGGGAUGUUUCCAGGCUCAUGCCGGCACCGUGGACGCCCUCACCUUUCUGGAUGAGGGCCGUUUUCUGCUGACCGCCGGCUCUGAUUACAAGCUGCAGCUGUGGUCUGGUGGACUUGGACGCUCAGUGGCUGUUUUAAAAAAGGAUCAAUGUGAGCAGGAGCCUCCUCACAAGAAAGUCAAGUGCGCCACCUCCUCGGUGCCCGGCGCUCUGUGCGCGGCAGUCAAAGGGGACUACGUCGCAGUGGGCUACCAUAACGACGGAUUUAAACUCUUCUGCAUCAGCUCAGGUGAGAGGAUCUGGGUCAACAAUCUUGUGCACUUGUCCGUUCCGUCUCUGCUGUGGUUGGACCCCGAGCUGCUGCUGUCCACCGGCUAUGACAAGCGUUUGAGAUUGUGGAAAAAAACAUUUGGGAAGGAUGGGGAGCUGACCGGCAUGGAGAUGACAGGAAUGUUUGCACCGCAAAUGGACAUCGUCCGGGCGGUAGCGCAAAGCUCCACUUACCUGGCGACUGCUUCGGAUGAUUGCACGGUUUUCCUGUGGCUGCUGAGCGAGCUAACAGACAACCCCGAGUCUGAUAUAAAGCCGGCUGCCAUUCUCAAGGGCCACAGCAAGGGUGUCACCUGUUUGGCCUUCAGCCCUGAUGGUGGACGGCUGCUUUCUGGUGGAAAAGACAAAGGUCUGGUCGUGUCAGACAUCACCUCGGAUCCUCCUGUUGUUUCCAAAGUGCUCCCCGCCUUCCAUCGAGACUGGAUCACUGGCUGUGUUUGGACUCCAGACUGUGUGAUAAGCUCUUCCGCUGAUUGCAGACUUUGUUUAUGGGAUGUUGAAACCGGUCGUCAUCUUCAAGUAAUCACUUGGAAGAGUCCGUUCACUUCUGUCUGCUGUCAGGGGCCAUAUGUGGCGGCCGGCUGCGCAGACGGCAACCUGCACGUGUGGAAGUGGGAGACAUGUGUGGAAGUCUGUCACAUUCCGGCCCACAAUGGACGCAUUCACAGCUGCUCUGUCGUGACUAACACAGACAAAAACAAAGAAGUGGAUGCAGAAGACCUCACCAUUCUUACAACAUCCCAGGAUGGAACUGCAAAUUUCUGGAAACCGUUACAGAUUCUUUGUCUUUCUCUACCUGCGGGAGAGCAGAUGGAACACAUCAACACCUUCCAGGGUCACAGCGGCGCGGUUUGCAGCAUCGUUCGGGAGGAGAACACACCACACUUCCUCACCGUUUCUGAAGAUUGCUCCUUGCGAAGCUGGACGUGGGAAACAGAGCAUCAGCCUAGUUUACGAGGCACGGUCAGCGCUUUGUGCUUCUCCCAGUCGGACCACAUGCUGCUUGUCGGCUACGAGUCGGGCCUGCUGGAGUUGUGGCAGGACGUGCACGUGGUCGGACACAAGCAGGCUUCAGACUGCAGCGUGACAGCCAUCUGCUCCAUGCCUAAUGGCUGCUUCGCUGUUGGCUACAUCGGCUCAUGUGUGGACGUGUGGAAGGUGGUGUGGAAUCAAAAGCACAGCGCUGGCAGUCUGGUCAAGAUGUCCUCAUACACGGUGUCCCAGCAAGUAGUUCGCCUUGGGUACUGCUCCGUCAUCAUGGCCGUGUCCAGCACCGGCUUGCUAUUUGAUGUCACCUGUGGUGAAGAUUCAGAGUGGGAAAAGACAAUCCACAGCUGGAACCAGCGCGUGGGAGUUCUGGGAAUAAUCCAAAAUGACGACAAAAGCAUGUGGCUGGUAGGCGAGGAUAACGGAGAGAUCAACAUCGGCUUCAUCUUCGCCAUGGGCCCAGAGAAUAACAUCAGUUCAUCUUUCAGCAACAUGACCCUGAAGAACAACAAGGAGGCUGAGAAGGAGAAAGAAGGCUUGAUAACAGCUGUCACUAUGGAAAAUGAAUUUGUGGUGUGUGGUGACGUCCGCGGCAACAUGUGGUUCAACCAGCCUCCGGAAGUGUCGUCAUGGAGCAGCAGGAAGCCUGCCCACCAUGACAAGAUCAGCGUGCUGAGACUCAUGGACGACAUCAUCAUCUCCGCCUCCAUGGACAGAACAGUGAAGCUGUGGGACAGAAGCACCAAGAAACAAGUGGGAAUGUUUGUGUGUGGCGGUCCGGUGCUCAUGAUGGAGGUCAACCCAGGAAAGCCCUCGGAGUUGGUCUGCUGUGACGGACUGGGGAAGCUUUACUUCCUCUCCUGGAGGCAAUAAUGCUCAUUACCUGAAUCAAAUCUUGACACUCACAUCCCCAAAGACUAUUAAUGUGUAAAAUGAAUCAAAUACAUGUCUUAUGCUAGGUGUUGAAGGACAUGUGCCUUUAGUUUACAAAGCAAGUAUACAAUAUGCACUUUCUAUCAGUUUGCUCUUUUUUGUGCGCUGAAUUCUUUUUUACUGUACUUGAUUAAAAAUCCUUAAGAUGUGGGUUAUAUAAUAAGUUUAUGUUCACAAUAAACCUUUUCUUGGAUAAUAAAUUAUGUUUAAACUGGCAA